This is a messenger RNA of Psilocybe cubensis, 573 nucleotides long. RefSeq lists its product as uncharacterized. The transcript is spliced from 5 exons. Gene Ontology annotation, cellular component: endoplasmic reticulum membrane; endoplasmic reticulum. Gene Ontology annotation, biological process: endoplasmic reticulum to Golgi vesicle-mediated transport; intracellular protein transport. Lineage: Eukaryota; Fungi; Basidiomycota; Agaricomycetes; Agaricales; Agrocybaceae. The record is from RefSeq and is a predicted model, not a curated record. Bases 1 to 573 code for a protein of 190 amino acids.
AUGGUGACAUUCUGCGUCCUCGUCGCACCGCUCCCAUACACCGUGAAGAAAAACGUCUUCUCCUUCCUCUCCGAAUCCAAAAUCGUAGCCAAAAUCGCGUAUGGACUCAAAAUCUCUUUCAUUUUCGUUGCAAUUUUGUUCGCGGACGCCGUACAGCGCAUGUUCCGCGUUACAGCCGAGUCGGAUAUGGCGAAGCAUAGACAAGGCGUUGUACAGGAUAUCCGUACCGACACGGGUAUCGCAGCCAGAAAGUUCUACGCCCAGCGUAACGUCUACCUGACGGGCUUCUGCCUCUUCCUCUCACUUGUCCUCACGCGCACGUUCUACAUCAUCCUCGAUCUCUUGCAUACACAGGAAGAGUACAUCAAACUAAAGGCUUCGAAGGCUCCCGCGACAAAGGAUCAAGCCAGCGAGAUCGCCGCACUGAAAAAAGAGCUCGCUGAAGCAAGGGCUAAAGUUCGCGAUUAUGAUAUCCUGAAGAAACAGGCUGCGCAGAAUCAUGCCGAAUACGACCGGCUCGCUACGGAGCUUAACGAGCUAUCGGGGAACAAGUCGGACAAACGCCGAGAUUGA